AUGGCUUUGGCAGAUAAGAGACUUGAGAACUUGCAAAUCUACAAAGUCCUUCAGUGUGUUCGGAACAAAGACAAGAAACAAAUAGAGAAGCUGACCAAACUUGGAUAUCCUCAACUCAUCAACUUCACAGACCCUAUCAACGGACACAGUGCUUUGCACUUAGCCUCAGUUUCUAAUGAUAUUGACAUGGUUAGCUUUCUCCUUAACCUCGGAGCUCACCCUGAUGUGCAAGACCAGAUGGGCUGUACGCCAGCAAUGAGGGCUGCAGAACUGGGCCAUGAAUUGUCAAUGGAAAUAUUAGCAAAGGCAAAGGCUGAUAUGUCUAUAGUUGAUAAUGAAGGAAAAGGUGUUUUGUUUUACUGCAUUUUACCUACGAAGCGCCAUUACCGCUGUGCAUUGAUUGCUCUGGAACACGGUGCAGAUGUCAAUAACUGUUCCUACAGCGGAAUGCCAGUAUUCCUUAAAGCUUGUGAAGAAGCACAUGAUGUUAAAGAUAUGUGCCUGACCUUUUUGGAAAAAGGAGCCAACCCAAAUGCUAUCAACUCAUCUACAGGUCGUACAGCUUUAAUGGAAGCAUCCAGGGAAGGAGUGACAGAGUUAGUUCGAGGGAUACUGGAAAGAGGAGGUGAAGUGAAUGCAUAUGACAAUGACAGAUGUCAAGCUGCACAUUUUGCUGCCAAAGGAGGAUUUUUUGAUAUUUUGAAGCUGCUGUUUGCCUACAAUGGAGACAUGGGGCUGAUAGCCAUGAGUGGGAACACACCACUUCAUUUUGCUGCCAUGGGUGGUUUUGCAGAUUGCUGUAAAUACAUAGCUCAGCGAGGAUGUGAUCUCAAAUGGAAGAAUUUGGAUCAUAAAACACCUCGAGUUAUAGCUAAGGAAAGAGGUUUCAAGGCAGCAAGCAAAGAAAUCCGGCGGGCGGAGAGGAUCGCUAAUAAACUGGCCAAGCCAGGAGCCAAAAAUCCUAACCCACUCUGGGCUCUUAGACUACACGAUUGGUCAGCAGAACACGAGAAUUUCCUUCGGGAAGCCUUUUCGUUUGUGGACAGAGGUGACGGGACGGUCACGAAGGAGGACUUUGUGAUAACGCUGGAGGAGAAACAAGAUUUUGUGACCUCGGAACAGCUGGCCAUGGUGGCUCAGCUUCACGAAAAAAGCCGCGGGGGCGGGGUGAACAUCAAUGAUUUCUUUAAAGGCAUUAAAUACUUAAACAAGGCUUUUGUCUUGAGCUCCUUUGGGCCUAAGAAAAAGAAAAAAGGGAUGACCAAAAAGGCCAAGAAAGCCAAGCUGGUCUUACCGCUGCCAAUCUGCACCAUCCCUGACGAAGUGUUUCCACGACGCAGUGACGGCGGUCCGCCCUAUUACAUGAUCGAAACCUACUCGAACGUCACCGACUGCAAUCGAUUUAAUCGGGAUCACCCGCCAGAACAUCCCAUUCAGGAUGACUCCGCCUGGUACAUUGAUGACCCUGGGAAGGUGUUCUCAAAUAUUAAUUUUAUCACCAGAGCGGGAGACCUGGCUUCUCUGAAAAAGGCGUUUGAAUCAGGAAUACCCGUGGAUAUGAAAGACACGUAUUACAAAACACCCCUCAUGACGGCGUGUGCAAAUGGGAACAUAGAUGCCGUCAAGUUUCUUCUUGAGAAAGGGGCCAAUGUUAAUGCAACAGAUAAUUUUCUGUGGACUCCACUUCAUUUUGCAUGCCAUGCAGGCCAGCAAGAUAUUGUUGAACUUCUAGUUAAGUCUGGAGCUGUGAUAGAUGCAGUUUCCAUUAACAACUCAACUCCUUUAUGUAGAGCCAUUGAGAGCUGUAGCCUGGAUACUGUAAAAUACUUACUAGAUAUUGGUGCUAAAUUCCAGCUGGAAAAUAGAAAAGGGCAUAAUGCCAUGGAUAUUGCAAAGGCAUAUGCUGACUAUAGAGUAAUUAGUUUGAUUAAAGAAAAGGUAGAUAACUUGCCAAAACCAGUGGAAACGCCAAAACCAAAAAGCAAGACACUUAAAAUGAAGACUGAAGGCCUUGAAGUCAAGAAAGAAGAGGAACCAUUUUCAUCACUUUAUACUGUUCCGCCCAUGUCACCAGAAAAGAAAUUAAAUAAGGAUAAUGUGGUUUAUCUCAAUUCAUUGAUUACCAGUGGUUAUACUAAGAAAGUGGAUAUUACAUUUGUUCCACGUAGGACCUGGAGUCCAGAGGCCACUACAGCAGAGCUGAUCAGGAAGAGGGAGCUGAGGCGAGAAAGGUUCACUUAUGAGGUGGACUUUGAGGACUUCUUGAUGCCCUUUGAAAAGAACAUCAAAGAGAAAGCUCAAGCACUGGAAGCUACCUUCAAGACCUAA
Condylura cristata (star-nosed mole) is the source of this 2328-nucleotide messenger RNA. RefSeq names its product ankyrin repeat and EF-hand domain containing 1 (gene ANKEF1). Gene Ontology annotation, molecular function: protein binding. The coding region runs from base 1 to 2328 and encodes 775 amino acids. NCBI's taxonomy places the organism in Eukaryota, Metazoa, Chordata, Mammalia, Eulipotyphla, Talpidae. The record is from RefSeq and is a predicted model, not a curated record. The transcript has 9 exons.